GACUCAACAGACGUCAAAUACCGGUCUGUUAUCCCGCCAAUGGAUUUCAUCAGUCCCGCCUGUGUCACGAAACAUCCAUGUACCUGUUUGUGAUAAGCAAUCAGCAAACCUCCGAAGCGUUCAUUGUCCUUCUACAACCGAACACGGUAUUUCUCAUAACAUCACGCGCAUGCUCAGCGAACAUCAGCAGCCAAUCAAAGACGUCAGCGAGACUGUCAGAGAGAAGUCAAAUGCUGCGCGGUACUUCCCAUAUAACGCGGCAUACACAGUGCCGUCUAAAAAAGCAACGCACCAGAUAAGCCGGUCCACAAUUGCUGUUGAAUCGGAAAUAGACCAAGCCACAGACCUUGAAGAGCGCGGAGAAACUCCGAAUACGACCGACUGCUCCAUGUCAUCGUUGGAGUCCUUGUCACCAAUUUCGUUUUCUUCCGCUUCCGACAUUGCAUCUCAAACCGGAAGUAGUUCCGAUGCUAGCCUAACAGAUGCCGAAGCUAUUACCAAUCCGGAAAGUACACCCGAUCAGAAGAAGAAGAAAAUGACAAGAACUAAUUACACUAAAAAGCAAUUGAAGAUGUUGAUGAAAAUCUUUCACGAGAAUCCGUAUCCUGAUUCGAAGGUGAUGGAAAACAUUGCAAAGGACUUCGGCGUCAAGGAAACCAACAUCAAGAUCUGGUUCCAGAACAAGCGAGCCCGAUGGCGCAGACGAGUGGAGAAUAUGAACAAUUCAAUGCAGUCCUACACGCCGUCGGCCACUAUGAUGUCACCAUAUGCGUCAUACGGAUCCCUUUAUAACCAACUGAUGUCACAGCAGGUACCUGGAUAUCAAAACUACCAAUGGAUGCAGAAUGGAGCGUUAAGUCCCAACAAUAACAACCAACUUUCGGCAGUCGCGACAAGAGUGUCAUUGUCGACAUCAAGUUUUAGCCCUUUUUCAUUAGCUCAAUCUUAUCCACAGAUGGUCAACACAACCAGCUAUCAACCGGCGAUCUCAUCCUAUCCACAGAAAAGCAUGACGUCACCACAGCUGAACGCAUGUAACCAGAACAAUUUGAUGUACAGUCCAACUAUGUUGCAUAGUGUUUAUUAAUUGCUUUAGUAUGU
Molecule: messenger RNA, 1101 nt
Organism: Dreissena polymorpha
Lineage: Eukaryota; Metazoa; Mollusca; Bivalvia; Myida; Dreissenidae
Product: pituitary homeobox 3-like
Exons: 1
Coding region: 170-1087 (305 amino acids)
Biological process (GO): regulation of transcription by RNA polymerase II
Cellular component (GO): nucleus
Molecular function (GO): sequence-specific double-stranded DNA binding; DNA-binding transcription factor activity, RNA polymerase II-specific
Source: RefSeq, a predicted model, not a curated record